AUGCCGGGAAUCGAUUUGGACAUCUUCUCCAGCCGUAGGAGACUGCUCGCAAAAGCUCUUCCAGAGAAAAGCUUGAUUUUGAUUGUUGGAAAUAGACUACGGUUUGCAACUGGGCCUGUAUUCUAUCCGUUUCAGCAAAGCACGAACAUGCUUUAUCUUUGUGGCUUUGAUGAGCCUGAAAGUGCGCUUCUCAUAUCAGAAACAGGGAGAUCGAUCCUCUUUUGCGCCAAAGAGGAGGAAGCAAACGUCCAAUUUCAUGGGACAAAUAUUGGACCCUCCAGAGCCACGCUGUUUUUUGGCGUCGAUGAUGCCAAAUAUGCGUCUGAGCUUCCCGGAUUUUUAACCGAUUUUAUUUCAUCACAUUCGAUUAAGCGAAUCUUUCAUUCUGGCGUGAGUGCGGAUUUUUCCUCCUCAUCUGCAUCUUUUGCAUCGUCCAUUUUUCCAGCCAUACAUGGAACGCCUCUCCUACCGAUUGACGACAUCAUAGAGGGCCACCGCUCUGUUAAAAGCUCCAAGGAAAUCGACCUAAUUAGAAAGGCUUCCAAUGCAAUUUCCUUUGGCUUUAACGAUGCGCUUAAAGCAUGCCAUGCUGGCCUUUCAGAGCAUGCUUUAGCAUCCAUAAUAUCCCAUGGGGCAAUUGUGAAAGGAAAUGCCACCAGCCUCUCUUAUGAACCUGUUGUUGCGGGAUCCGAAAAUGCACUUGUCUUGCACUACACGAAAAAUCGAGCACUUUUACGGCAGGGUUCUCUUGUGCUAAUUGAUGCUGGGGCUUUAUAUUUUCACUAUCGUUCAGAUGUUUCCAGGACCUUCCCGGUGUCUGGAAGAUUUUCAGACCCUCAAAAGGAACUGUAUACGGUUGUCCUCAAUACUUUAAAGUAUUGCACACAGAUGUGCAGUGAGAAAUUGGGAUACUCUAUUUCCGACAUAUAUACGGCAUCGGUGUAUCUUCUGCAUGAGGGGCUUAACAAGCUUGGAUUUUCGGUUUCAAUGCGCGAUUUGACAAGGAAUCUUUACUUUCACAACAUUGGCCACCAUAUUGGCCUCGAUUUACAUGAUGUGCCAUCUUAUUCUCAGGAUAAAAAACUUGUAGCCGGCAAUGUCAUUACAAUUGAGCCGGGCUUGUACAUUCCCAGAAGCGCAAAAUACCCAUCAAAGUGCCGGUACCACGGGCUUGGAAUAAGGCUAGAAAACAACAUUGCCGUUGGGUGGAGCACAUUUGAGAAUCUCACGGAGAGCAUUCCAGUUGAAAUUGAGGACAUUGAAGGGAAAAUGUCAAAGUGA
This is a messenger RNA of Mitosporidium daphniae, 1281 nucleotides long. RefSeq lists its product as uncharacterized. Gene Ontology annotation, cellular component: mitochondrion. The record is from RefSeq and is a predicted model, not a curated record. Bases 1 to 1281 code for a protein of 426 amino acids. Lineage: Eukaryota; Fungi; Microsporidia. The transcript is spliced from 7 exons. Gene Ontology annotation, molecular function: manganese ion binding; metalloaminopeptidase activity.